AUGAUUGCUUUAUUUCAUGAACAUUAUAAAGUGCGUUAUGCUCCUCGCGGUUUGGCCUCUUGGAUUUUCUACAUUUUUUCUCUUCUUUUAGUACUGGCGGGCCCUGUUCUGAUUGGUCUCGCGAUGGGAAACUUUUGGCUUCAAACCAAUACACUGGUAGCCACUCCAGAUAUACACUUUACCGAUAGAUGUGUAGUUCAUUACACCACUGUGCGAGGACAGGAUAAAUUGUGGACCUGUUCUCAUUUAUUUAAUGAAGAAUAUAUUUACACACAAAGUGAAAUGGCAGUAGAACCGUUUUUCUCUAUUUAUGAAGAUGAUCGUGAUGAUAAUGGUCAUGUGGAUAGAGUAACCUUUGUAUUACAAUUACCAUUAAAUGAUUUUAAUGGAAGUCUACAGGAAGGAAUGCCAGUACCUACAGAGAAGGACGCGAUUAAACGUGUAGAGUUUCUUCCAGAAUUCACAUAUGAAAUUAAAAAUUAUAUUUUAAAAGUACGAAUGACAGCUGCUCCUCUUCUUAUCUUUGAGGCUGCAGAAGACUGUUGUUCUUCUUCUUCUUCAACAACAACAAAAAGUACAGUUGAAGGACCUCUCUGUGCUCGUACAGAGGGUGAUUUAUUAUUCCACAGUACAGAGCCUCUCAGUAGGUUACCAAAUGUACACUACACAAAUACAUAUAUGAAUAGUCCUCUUGAGAAUGUGAGUGAUGUGGAGGAAUUACAAAAUGUACCCUAUUUUGCUAGUCAAUACACUUCACGAAAUCAAACCGUUUUAUUUAAACCCUACUCUGUAGCUACUGGAGGACUUUCUAUUCUACAAGAUGUUAAUUAUAACCGUGUACUUGGUGAAGAUCUAGGCGCACUUGGGGAUUUCACUUGGCGUAUUACUAUGCGUAUUCAACGUGCAGAGAUAUUAUAUACACCAUCUAUUCAAGAGGCACUCAAGUGGGCAUGGGUACAAUAUUAUUGUAUAGCUGUUAUUUUACAAUUUCUCUUAUGGUGGCUACGUGGUAUUCUUGUAAAGGCUGGAUUGUUGGGUUCUGUAGCUAUCUUUCAUCGUGGUUGGAUGUCCACUAAGGGUAAUUGA
This is a messenger RNA of Trypanosoma theileri, 1086 nucleotides long. RefSeq lists its product as uncharacterized. The coding region runs from base 1 to 1086 and encodes 361 amino acids. NCBI's taxonomy places the organism in Eukaryota, Euglenozoa, Kinetoplastea, Trypanosomatida, Trypanosomatidae. Gene Ontology annotation, cellular component: ciliary membrane; ciliary transition zone. The record is from RefSeq and is a predicted model, not a curated record. The transcript has a single exon. Gene Ontology annotation, biological process: cilium assembly; regulation of protein localization.